This is a messenger RNA of Sparassis crispa, 1020 nucleotides long. RefSeq names its product Aldo-keto reductase dtxS3. The coding region runs from base 1 to 1020 and encodes 339 amino acids. The transcript is spliced from 6 exons. The record is from RefSeq and is a predicted model, not a curated record. Lineage: Eukaryota; Fungi; Basidiomycota; Agaricomycetes; Polyporales; Sparassidaceae.
AUGGCGGAAUACCGUCAGCUCGGGAAGUCUGGUCUUCGCGUUUCCGUGCCCAUCCUUGGGGCUAUGAGCUUUGGCUCUUCGGAAUGGGCGCCCUGGGUAAUCAAUGAGGAUAGGGCAAUCCCUCUGUUGAAGGCUGCUUGGGAUCGCGGUGUCACCACCAUCGAUACAGCCAAUAUGUACUCUAACGGCGAAUCUGAACGUGUGAUCGCCAAGUUCAUCGCACAGUACAACAUUCCCCGCGAGGAACUGAUUAUUGCCACCAAGUGUCACGGCCUCGUCGUCAAAGAUGUCGGCGUCCGCGCAUUCCUCCACCCCGAGUUGAGCUCUCAGCCGCAAUACAUAAAUCAGUCCGGCCUCUCGCGCGCCGCGAUCUUCAAGCAGGUCGAAGCGUCUCUCAAGCGCCUAAACACUACAUACAUCGACCUCCUCCAGAUUCACCGUUUUGACGAGACUGUGCCCGCAGAGGAGACGAUGAAGGCGCUACACGACCUCGUGGAGAGCGGCAAGGUCAGGUAUAUCGGAGCGAGCUCCAUGAGGUGCUGGCAGUUCGCUCUGAUGAACGAGGUGGCGGAUAAGCGGGGGUGGACCAAAUUCGUCAGCAUGCAGGAUGAGUACUCUCUGCUGUACCGCGAGGAGGAACGUGAAAUGAUCGCGUACUGCAACUUCAAUGGCAUUGGGCUGAUCCCCUGGGCUCCCCUCGCGGCGGGUGCGCUCGCGCGACCGUUGGGUUCUGAAACUACCCGCUCAGACUCUGUCAAGGGAACGAUGCUCGAGAAUAAGGUCAAGGAGUCCGACAAGGUCAUCAUCUCUCGCGUGGAGGAACUCGCCAAGAAGAAGGGCGUCGCGAUGGCGCAAAUCGGGUUGGCGUGGAUUCAGACGAAGGUGAGCAGCCCAAUUGUGGGCUGUAGCUCUGUUUCGCGCUUGGAGGAGGCGAUCGUGAAGGGCGUGGACCUCACUCCGGAGGAAAUUGCAUACCUUGAGGAGCCAUACGAGCCAAGACCUGUCCGUGGUCACGCCUGA